AUGUCCAGCGGUGCCACCAAAUAUCACACUGGUUUGCACAAUAUCGGAAAGAAUCUCGUGCUGGACAUAUCGAAAACAACACGAAACAAUCCCCAUCCAGAGUCCUCCGUCAAGCGCUUCAACAUGGGAUCAAUACAGGCAGAAGAGAGCCCAACUGUGACACUCCCUCAAGGGACAAUCAUCGGCACCGUAUUGAAAAAGAAUCUAAAUCGAGAAGUGGAUGCAUUUCUUGGUAUCCCAUAUGCUUUGCCUCCUGUAGGAGACCUCCGGUUCAAGCGUCCCGUCAAGGUCUCUCCAUCGUCAAAGGUAAUACAUGCCACCGAGUAUGGGCCAGCAGGACCAGGAAAGCAGCUUCUUCCGGGCUUGAAGUACUCGUACAGCGAGGACUGCUUGACCGUAAAUGUGUUCCGUCAGAGUUCAUCGUCUAGUUCUCCUGGCCUGUUACCUGUUUUGGUUUACGUCCAUGGAGGCGCAUUCAAUCGUGGCAGUUCGGCGAUGCACAAUACCGCUUCCAUGAUCUCUUGGUCAGAGCAGCCCUUCGUCGCUGUUUCGUUCAAUUACAGGAUUGGGUCCUUGGGAUUUCUCCCCUGCAGCUUGAGUGAGAAGGAAGGAGUUCUCAAUUUGGGCUUGAGAGAUCAAGAACUAUUAUUCGAGUGGGUGCAAGAAAACAUUGCGGCAUUUGGAGGUGAUAAAUCCAACAUCACGCUGUCAGGAUUAUCGGCUGGAGCACAUUCGAUAGGCCAUCAUAUGAUGAAGCACACUGAGGAUAAUCCUGGCCCAUUUCAUCGAGUCAUCAUCGAGUCGGGUUCACCAACGUCAAGAGCUGUGCGAAGAUACGAUGCCGCCAUCCAUGAGCAACAAUUCAAGGACUACCUGAAAGAAACCGGCUGUCCAGCCGACACUCCUGAAGAUCAGAUCUUUCCUUUCUUGAGGUCACUACCCCUCGAGGUCAUCACGCGAGCGCAAGACGCCGUCUUCGACAAAUACAAUCCAUCAUUGAGAUGGGCAUUCCAGCCCGUCAUCGACGGCGACAUCAUCCCACGCGCACCGCUCGAGACCUGGAAACUCGGCAACUACUACAAAAUCCCCAUCAUGACAGGCUUCUGCCACAACGAAGGGUCUCUCUACGUCAACAAGCAAAUGUCGUCAGCUGAAGAAUUCACGCAGUUCUUCCAAACCCUCCUGCCAACACUUCCAGCCCAGGACAUCGACACCAUCAACAAACUCUACCCGGAUCCGGACUCCACCAACGACACAACCUACAAAGUCCCCAGCGCCAUCAAGGGCGUCGGAUCACAGUACAGUCGCAUCGAAGCCGCAUACGCACACUACGCGUACGCCGCGCCGGUCCGACAGACGGCACACCUGGCGUCAUCCAACCGCGCCUCCCCGCCCACAUACCUCUACCACUGGACGCCUCUCACGACCGUCGUCGGCGGCGCCAGCCACGGCGACAACAUGCGGUACGAGACGUGCAACCCGGACGUGGUGUCGCGCUCCAAGAACCAGCGCAACCUCGCCGGCAGCCUGCACGCGUACAUGACGAGCUUCAUCUGCAACCGAGGCGACCCGAACGCGCUGGCGGGUGAAUGGCGCGACCGCCCCACGUGGCAACCGUACCUGCAUGAUGAGCCCAAGACCAUGCUGUUCGGCGCCGGAAACGAAGAGCUCAUCGGUGGUGGCGACGGUGUUGCGGCGCAGAUGUCCCGGGACCUGUGGGCCGAGGAACAGUGCCAUUUCUGGUGGGACAAGGUCGAGCUGUCCCAGCAGUGA
This is a messenger RNA of Exophiala bonariae, 1773 nucleotides long. RefSeq lists its product as uncharacterized. Lineage: Eukaryota; Fungi; Ascomycota; Eurotiomycetes; Chaetothyriales; Herpotrichiellaceae. Bases 1 to 1773 code for a protein of 590 amino acids. The record is from RefSeq and is a predicted model, not a curated record. The transcript has 2 exons.